AUGAAGAAGGUCCUAAGAGGAGACGUGUCAGAUCUCCCCCGGAAUCAGGUGAAGAAGAUUGCGAAGAUCUCUGAUCAGUUUGUAUUAGAUUCGCGAGAAGUCCUCUACAGGCUGAGCACACCCACUCCUGAGAGACCUCGCAACAAACAGUCGGAACUCAGGCUGGUAGUCCCAGAGACUUUAUGUGCCGAUAUGUUACACUACUCGCACAAAGACUUUCAAGGCGGCCACCAAGGAAUCAACAGGACGUUUGAACGAUUACGUUCAGAGUUCUACUGGAUCGGGAUGUACGCUGAUGUACAGAAGUUCGUGAGAGAGUGUGUGGAUUGUGCGUCAGCCAAGGGGCAAUCUCGGUCCUUGGCCCAUCACCUGACAAUAUCGAACCGAGAUAUCCGUUCUAGGUGGUCUCUAUGGAUUUUGUCACUGAGCUACCUGAGUCCGAUCGUGGAAAUACCUACUUGUUGCUGUUCCAAGAUCAAUUCUCAGGAUAUAUCAUGUGCAAACCCAUGCGGAAUACCGAAGCCCAAGGUGUUGCUGAGGCAUACGAAGAGUGCGUAUUCAGAAGAUUUGGGGCAUGAUCAGGAUCCCCGCUUCUUGAGUAAGGUCUUUGCCAGAUUUAGAGAUCUUCUGAAAAGUAAGCAACGUGCGACGCUAGGAUAUCGGCCUCAGGCCAAUGGACAGCAAGAACGCUCAGGAACGCUCAGUCCAAACGGUAAUGCGAAGUGUCAGAGCGUAUGUCGC
This is a messenger RNA of Phytophthora megakarya, 741 nucleotides long. The record is from the annotation of a GenBank genome assembly. NCBI's taxonomy places the organism in Eukaryota, Oomycota, Peronosporomycetes, Peronosporales, Peronosporaceae.